AUGGUGAAGUUUAGUUAUCACCAGCGGGUCCUUCCUUCUCCUCCGGCCAUCGAUUUCGCCUCCGAUGAAGGCAAGAAGCUCUUCCGCGAAGCCUUCCUAGCUGGGACGAUGGUAGGAUUUUUUAAGUUGAUAUGUUACUUUCAAACGCAAUCAGAGCUUACGUAUUGUGGAUUGGCUAGCCUCGCAAUGGUCUUGAAUGCCCUUCACAUCGACCCCGGAAAGACAUGGAAAGAUCCUUGGAGAUGGUUUCAUGAGUCUAUGUUAGGCUGCCCUGAGCAGCUGGAAAAAGUUAAAGCUGAAGGCAUAUCAUUUUGGGAGGUAGCAAAUCUGGCUCUAGAUUAUGGAGCUGAAGUUGAAGCAUUUCAGACUAGUCAAAUUGAUGUUAAGUUCUUCCGUCGGUCUGUUAAAGAAUGUUCUUCUUCAGAUAAUCGUCACCUGGUCUCAUCCUAUGACAGAGCCACUCUUAAACAGGCAGGAUCUGGCCAUUUUUCACCUAUUGGUGGUUAUCAUGAGGGAAGUGACAUGGUACUGAUAUUGGAUGUUGCACGUUUCAAGUAUCCUCCUCAUUGGGUUCCACUUACUCUCCUCUGGAAAGCCAUGGAUACUGUUGACAAGACAACUCGAGGAACAAGAGGGUUCAUGCUUAUAUCCAAGCCAAAGAGGGACACCGGGCUGCUUUAUACCCUGGUAUGGGCAAUGUUAUGUUAAUCUAUAAGCAGUGUUAAUCAAUAAAUGCAGUGCAGUAAUGUAAUAUGUGCUAUAAUCGCAUAACUUGUAUUUAUUUUUGUUUCUCCUUUUUCCAAAUUGAUUUUUUCAGUCUCAUUUUUUGAAAAUUUUUAGCUCUGUUUCAGCAGUUAUUGUGAUAGAUGCCUUCAUUACAAUACUAAAGAGCUCAAUAUGAUAAUUUAAGAUUUAUAUGUAAAGGAGCCAAUCAUGGUAAAAUCGGUGGCUUUGACAUACUAUAAGCACCGACUUG
This is a messenger RNA of Eucalyptus grandis, 976 nucleotides long. Its product is annotated as glutathione gamma-glutamylcysteinyltransferase 1-like. Gene Ontology annotation, molecular function: metal ion binding; glutathione gamma-glutamylcysteinyltransferase activity. The record is from RefSeq and is a predicted model, not a curated record. Lineage: Eukaryota; Viridiplantae; Streptophyta; Magnoliopsida; Myrtales; Myrtaceae. Gene Ontology annotation, biological process: response to metal ion; detoxification of copper ion; phytochelatin biosynthetic process. The coding region runs from base 1 to 708 and encodes 235 amino acids. The transcript is spliced from 5 exons.